ACUACCUGCCGUGAGGUCGAUUCUACGAACCAAGAGAAUCCAUAGCAAUGGAAGGUGCCGGUGAGACGAAGACGACGGCGUGCGUGACCGGGGCGGGCGGCUUCGUGGCCUCGUGGCUGAUCAAGCUGCUCCUGUCCCGCGGCGCCGGCCGCUACACCGUCCACGGCACCGUCCGAGACCCCGGGGACGCGAAGAAUGCGCACCUGGCGGCGUUGGACGGCGCCGCCGAGAGGCUGCGGCUGUUCAAGGCGGACCUGCUGGACUACGGCAGCAUGGCGGCGGCCAUCGCCGGCUGCGACGUCGUCUUCCACGUGGCCUGCCCCGUCCCCGCCAGCCCCCUCUCCAACCCCGAGGUUGAGAUGCUUGCUCCGGCUUUGACGGGCACGAUGAAUGUCCUCAAGGCUUGCUCGGAGGCCAAGGUUAAGAGGGUCGUCGUGGUGUCUUCAGUCUCUGCCGUGAUGCUGAAUCCCAGCUGGCCUCAAGGCAAGGCCAUGGAUGAAGGCUGCUGGACUGAUGUCGACUACUGCAGAACCACCGAGAACUGGUACUCCCUUGGCAAGACACUAGCAGAGCUUGAGGCCUUCGACUAUGCAAAGAGAACUGGUCUAGAUGUCGUGACAGUCUGCCCGUCCUUGGUGAUCGGGCCCUUGCUGCAGCCAACGGUGAACGCCAGCAGUUCGGUCAUUGUUGAUUUCUUCAGAGGUGAUAGUGAGGUAAAGAGCAAAACCAGGAAUGUCGUGGAUGUUCGGGACGUUGCCGACGCUCUUCUCUUGGUCUAUGAAACCCCAGAGGUCUCUGGUCGGUACAUCUGCAGUUCACACGCAACGAAGGUCUCUGAUGUCAUUGAAAUGCUGAAGAGCAUGUAUCCCACUUACAAAUAUGCCGACAAGUUUGUCCAAGUGACUGAGGAGCCUUCGUUCUGUUCCAGGAAGCUUGAGAUGCUGGGUUGGAAAAUCAAGGCACUCGAGGAGACCCUCAGGGACAGUGUUGAAUCAUACAAGGCUGCAGCUGUCCUGGAUUAAUUGAGCAAGCACUGUCUUGUAUAUACACCAUUUUGCGUCUAGCUAUGUUACUAGCUAAGAUGUGUUUGCAUAAUUAAGCUUUUGUUCUGUAGAUUUAUUGCAUAAGGUUGUUGUGGUCUUGGCGCGCCCUUUGCACAGGUUUGGAGUCCAGGAAAGCAUGAUCAGGGCCGUCUUAUGGAGAUACUAUUUGCUACUGAUAGUUCUCAGUUCACACACCUUCGGGUGUUUGUCCAUGAGAAAUUUUCCUUUUGAACUUUGUAAUGUGAUAGAUGAUUCUCUAUGGGCUAUGUGGACUCUGUGCAAUAGGAUCUUCCUUCCUCUCAAAAAAAGAAAAGAAGCAAUAGAAGCCUGAGAUGCCCAAUACAGCAGGGACAGAAGUUUGAUCUUGAGACUAGCAAGCAAUGCAAGGUUGGCGAUCACUCAAGUUAAGAAUAUUCUAGUUUUUCACAGAGAAAAA
Messenger RNA from Brachypodium distachyon (stiff brome), 1479 nucleotides. Its product is annotated as cinnamoyl-CoA reductase 1. Gene Ontology annotation, molecular function: oxidoreductase activity, acting on the CH-OH group of donors, NAD or NADP as acceptor. The record is from RefSeq and is a predicted model, not a curated record. NCBI's taxonomy places the organism in Eukaryota, Viridiplantae, Streptophyta, Magnoliopsida, Poales, Poaceae. The transcript is spliced from 6 exons. Bases 48 to 1022 code for a protein of 324 amino acids.